AUGCAUUUGAGAACGGGACUGUUCCUCACCCUAUUUCUGUGUAACUUUGCAGCCACUCGAAUCAAAGACCUACAGGUGCAAGAUUUGUCUGGAAUCCGAGAUGUCAAACACAGACAUUUCCUGGAUAGUGUAAGACCAAUCAAACACACCGCCCAUGUCAAAACGAGACAGGACCAGGACAGACACCUGACAAAGAGGUCUACGUUCUUCACCAGUGGGGUGAAAGUAUGUCCUCAAGAGAACGUAAAGGCGGUCAUCUCCAGCCAUCGGGCCUACUACAAACUCAGAGUUUGCCAGGAGGCGAUAUGGGAAGCCUUCCGCAUCUUCCUGGAUAGGGUUCCUAACUCAGAUGAGUACAAGCAUUGGACUUAUGCCUGCCAGCAUGACUCUCUCUGUCUGGAUGAGGUGGCAAGAAACUUCAGCAGUACUCAGGAACACAUUGACAUGGUGGCCACAAGAGUUGCUGAACAGGAGAAGAUCCAGCAACAAAGGAUAACAGACAUUCCUAAUAUUGUACCAGAGGAGGCGAUUAUUGAGGAGCAGAUAGUGGAGUUCAGUGUCACCAUAGCAGACUCUGGCUACAGUGAACUUGUUCUGAGUGACCCUGCAGCUCCCCAGUACCAUGACAUCACACAAGAUCUCCAUGAUACGAUGGUUCACGUUUUUGACAAACUUCCUGGUUUCAAAAAUCUUCGUGUUUUGGGAUUUCGAUCUGAUGAUGUGUCAGUCCGCUAUGCUGUGGUGUUUGAGACAAAUGGAGAAGACCGUGAAGAAGAAUCUGUUUCCACUAUAGAACCAGGCACAAGAACAAGGACAGUUGUUUACACAAAUGGACACAAACUGAAAGAUAUGGUUUCCAAGGCCUUAAGCGUGGAGACGUCCCUGCCUGUGGAAAUACAUACACUCAGUUUUGAACCUGGUAAGCUUCAUUUAAAGCUCAAGUCAAUUGGGAUAUAAUCAUUGAGGAGAAUGCUAACUUUUCAUUUUCCCCCUUCAGAUCCCACUGUUUCUCUAAGAGAGGAGUUGGAAGCGACAACCUUGUUAACCUUGCCAGAGGAGGGUGUCGGGAACACUGAAGGUUUUUUCCCAACUGUUGCUGUCGGAGAGGACUAUCUUGAGGCUUUUACAGACAUGCCUGAGGAAUACAUCAUUGUCCCUUUCAGUGACUCAGUUAUUGUUCUUCCUGCUGAGGCUACCACUGCCUCAGCCCCAGAUACACCCCCCGCCGAUAUUAGUGAGGGUUCUCCCUCAGUAGAAGCAGUAGAGGAGACUGUAGUGGGUGCUAGAGAUGAGACAGUUGAUGAAGAGGCUACAGAUGGGACACUUGGCAUAGAGGAGCCUCCAGUGGAUGUUACAGGGGAGAUGAUUGAGGUAGAGGAAACUGUGGAUGCCACUGAGGAGACAAUUAACAUGAAGCCUGCAGAGGAUGCCACAGAGGAGACACUUGAUAUAGAGGAGACUGUGGAUGCGACAGAAGAAGACUACCUUUGGGUUUGGCCACCAGUAGCAACAAUGGCGGCCAUUACGGAACAGCCUGCCACUGAGGAGACACUUGAUGUAGAGGAAACUGUGGCUGCGACAGAAGUCUACCUUUGGGUUUGGCCACCAGUUACAAGAACGUCUGUUAUGGAACAGCCUACCACAAAAUGGAUUACUCCCUUUCCUCCUGAGAAAGAUGUUGUAGAUGAGGAAACCCUCCCAACUGUUGAACCUGAGGAAAAUGAAGGACCCACAACUACUGAGGCGGCUUUAGAGGAGCAACUGGACAGAGAAAAUCUAAUUAUCACCACUACAGCAUCUCUAGACGUAGAACCUGCAUCCAUCAGAACAUUCACCACUGCUACAAAAUCACAAACCAUGCCUUCAUCGGAGGAUGACAUCAUCCAAGCAGAGCCUGAGGAAAUCCCCUCAGCAUCUUUUCCCCCUAUAGCCCAUGGACCUUCAGAAGGAGGGGACCCCACCCGAGAACAGGACCCACUUAAGACGGCCUUGGAUAUCUCUACUGAUGACUCUGACAUGCAGGAGGACAUAGAAAAGGUAGAAACGGACGGUACAGAAGCCGCCGAUACGCUGGAUGAGUUUGGCAGUGGAUUGGAAGGUCCAUUUGAGUCCACUGCAGCCCCCAGACUCAGACACAUGAGCACCCCUUUAAUGGCCACUACUGAAAAGGACAAAGAGAUGGUGGUUUUCUUUAGUUUGCGAGUCACUAACAUGAUGUUUUCCGAGGAUCUGUCCAACAAGAGCUCUCCUGAGUACAGGUCAUUGGAGAAUACUUUUCUUGAGCUGCCCAGACACUCACCAAAUCCUGGAGCCAAAUCGGGGACUGGAAGACAGAGAACGUUAGCUUCAAUAUCAAUUCUCCCAUAUCUGCAAUCUAAUUUGACAGGAUUUAAGCAACUGGAAAUCCUCAACUUCAGGAAUGGUAGUGUUGUGGUGAACAGCAAGAUGAAAUUAGACAAAGAUGUGCCACAUAACGUGACACAGGCCGUGCACUGUGUGCUCGAAGACUUCUGCAACACUGCAUCUAAACGACUAGACAUUGAGAUUGACAGUCGCUACCUGGACAUAGAACCUGCUGACCAAGCAACUCCCUGCAAGUUCUUGGCCUGCAAUGAGUUUUCCCAAUGUGUGGUAAACAGUUGGACCCAGGAGGCUGAGUGUUUGUGUGACCCUGGGUACAGCACUACGGAUGGCCUGCCCUGCCAGAGUAUUUGUAACCUGGAGCCACACUACUGCUUCAACGGGGGCCUUUGUGACAUCAUCCAGGGCCAUGGAGCCACCUGCAGAUGUCCUGUCGGGAAAUACUGGCACUAUCACGGAGUGCGCUGCAAUGAGCUCGUGUUGCUGCCUGUAGACCCAACCAUUUCCAUAGCCUUCCUGGUGGGAAGCCUUACCUUGGUUUGUGCCAUCAUAGGCAUUUUGGUAUUCAUAAACAAGAAAUGUAUCGGGACCCGAAAGACCGUGACUUUGGUGCACACUCUUGCUCCCUAUGCCUUUGAGAACACAUUGAGAGUGAAUCCUUUUUUUGAAAAUGAAAAUGGUGUCUUGACUCAAGUAUCCAGCAUAAGUACCCCAUCAACAUGGAGUAGUGGUGCUGGUUCUUCCCAAACAGAGCAAGAAGCUUUUCACUCAAUUGAAAAUAUACAUCUAAGUAUUGAGCUAAUCUAUAUAAUCCCCAGACAGCGCGACACAACCAGACACGACAAGCUAGUCUCUGAUAUGGCAGAUUUACAUCACCGUAUACCACACAACAAGUUGUGGCGACCACCAAAUGAAUACUGA
Oncorhynchus masou masou (cherry salmon) is the source of this 3282-nucleotide messenger RNA. RefSeq names its product interphotoreceptor matrix proteoglycan 1-like. Gene Ontology annotation, biological process: visual perception. NCBI's taxonomy places the organism in Eukaryota, Metazoa, Chordata, Actinopteri, Salmoniformes, Salmonidae. The record is from RefSeq and is a predicted model, not a curated record.